This is a messenger RNA of Strongylus vulgaris, 675 nucleotides long. The record is from the annotation of a GenBank genome assembly. Lineage: Eukaryota; Metazoa; Nematoda; Chromadorea; Rhabditida; Strongylidae.
AUGGCUCAAUACGCUCCACAACUUCAUGAUGCUAUGAUAGUUUAUGCAAAUGUUGUCAAUAGAACGCUAGCAGCAAAUGAAAGUAUAAGAGAUGGAAGCAAAAUGUUUAAUAUGACAAAAGGGAUUUAUCGAGGAGCACUUGGGGAUGUUGUUGAAGCAUGGGAUGGGUCAAGAAUACCAAACUUCAUUCUCACAGGAGUUGGAGAUACGAAUGAACCGCAGCAGCUAAUUCUUAUACAGCUCGACACAGACGUAAAUGCAACAUUAGUACCGCUUUAUAAUAUCGCACAGGAGCAACAGGUUGUCUGGAACGGGCGUGCUACUCCAACUACUGUGCCAGCUUGUGGUUAUACAGGGUCAGAAUGUCCGAUACCAUUUUUCGAAGCCUAUCGGAUAUACGUGAUCGUCGGCAUAUGUAUAGCCGCAUUGCUCAUUCUCGCAGUUAUUGCAGUGAUCCUCAUUGCGCUAAGAGAACGAGAAAACGAAAAGAAUCGUCAAGAUGCCUUGUGGAAAAUUGCAUUUCAUAAGCUUAGAAAACCAGUACAUAAGACGAGAUCACAGUCAUUCACAUCUGCAAUCUCUGGAGUGUCUGGAAGAUCUGGAGAUCAAUCAGCAAUUCUUGAUUGGAAGACUGAAACCGACAAGAUGUGUUACUUCUACUAUGGAAAUGAGCCG